UUAAAAUAUUUGACUAUAGCCAGGCCAAUUCCAUACUUGACUGAAUUUUCCCAAUAUUUCAAGUGAUUAAAAAAUAUAUAUUUAGUUUCAGUAAAUACUUAGGUUAACAACAAUUCCACACUUGACUUAAAUUUUCAAAUAUUUCAACUCCCACUUGCCGAUAUGUGAACAAGGUCGUUCCGAAAAUUGGCCCACUUUGGAAGCCAGCUGACAAUUAAGAGUCGACGGAGUCAUACUCUCGAAAUGGGGUCGAAACGCAAUGGAGCAUAUUUUUGGGCAAUUAGAUAGGCAGCUGGAAAAAUUGUGCAUGUGUCUGCAUGUGCAUGUGUGUGUGUGUGCGAGUGUGUGUAUUGGAAACCGUUUCGUGUUUCGAGUUUCGAGUGAUCGCCGCCGUGGCUGUCAUUAAUUCAAUGGCAAAUAAUUCAGGUAAGAAGUGCAGGCGCAAAGUUGGCGCGGCGUGAUAAGGAGGCAGCUUAAGUCAAUGUGCUCAUUUCAAUGGCCGCGGACAGCGGGACUCUAUAUCUCGAGAUGUGCGCAAAAAGAACCGUUUAAAUGUCAAUCCAGAAAUACCAGUUAGAAAAGGUGGUGCAACAGCAGCAGCAACAACAGCAGCAGCGGCAGCAGCAGCAGCGGCGGCUGCAACUGCAUAAGUGCAUAGAAAGAGGAGGAAGAAAUCGCACUUAUAUGUUUAGUCACAUGCCGCAAUGUGUAGCACCAAAUGCUGCCACAGCCUCUGCCACUGCCACUGCCGCUGUCGCUGCUGUUGCUGUUGCCUUCCUGCUAUUUAGGCCAAGUCAAUGCGGGUUCUCAGCCUGUUGUCAUAUUUAACAAUUUAUUUGAUUUCUCGCAAUGCGCACAUGCAACGCAAUAGAAGGACGUCGGCAUUCGCUGAGCUAUGCAGCAGCUGCAUUCGGUUGCUGGCCAACUGCAAUUAGCAAAGCAAUGGCCAAGACAGCCCAAAGGCAGUAGGCAGAGUCAAGUUGAGCUAACUUAAAGUUGGGCUAGUCAAAAUGCAGCCCAAUUUCACUUUCACUCUAAAGACUUUUCUUCUCUUUUUGAUAACAACAGUUAGCCAGGCCUAUCUCUGUAAAAUUCUCAAUCUCAAGUAUAGCACACAUAUGUAGCUCAGUUAAAUUCCUAAAUGGUUUCCACACUCUGGCUUCUGGCUUCUGCAUAUUCACAGCGUCAGAUAUCAGCAGAGCCGAUGAAUACUUAGGCAUCGAAGCAUGCUUUGUGGUUUCUCUGGUUAGUGCUGCGCCUGAAAAUGGGUUAUAAUGCAAAAUAUCUGUCUAUCUGUCUGUCUGUCUGUCUCUCUGUUUGUUUGCUGCCUUUGUUUACAAUCUGUUCCUCAUUUACAUAGGGUCAUGUGUAGGAGCGAGCAAAUGAAUUAAAAUGCUAAUAUCUCCCAUGAGAAGAAGUACAUUCAAAGCAGGCGCAACUACAACAGCAACAGCAACAACAACAAAAGCCCACUAACAUAUUAAGUUAGUCUGCUUUCAUCUCAUGUUUUUAUAAUUUUUAAAGUCAAAUAAACAGGCUCAGAGUGUGAUUAGUGCCGUUGCUUAUAAAAAUGUAUCUAGUUAAUUGUACUAAAUAGAUAAAGUCAUUUGAUGAGAUGAGAAAUAUGAGCUACAAUGUGAUUUAGAACUGCUUUACUCAAGUAGCUCUAGGGAUUAAAGCGAGCAAAUCAACACCUGCUGCGGCAAUAUGUUCUAUAAGAGAAACGAUAUUUAUCGAUAUUGUGCGAUAUAGAUAAUGUAAUGUCAUGUAAAGGAAGUAAAGGCUGGCCCUAUUUUAUUUUAUAAGUGCACCGAUAUUUAUCGACAUUUUGUAUAGAUUUCUAUUCAAGGUUAGCAUUUAGCUGCACUUUAAUAAAAUUCCCUCGCAGAGAUUAAAUCACUUCCAUAUGCAGUCCAAGAUCAUUUCUAUAUAUAAACAUGUGUAUUUAUAUAUAUAUCGACUUUUUUCUUAUUCCCUUUUUUUCGGCCUAUUAAAAAGUUCGACUGCACGUUGCCCCGUCAGUUAUUUUAGUCACACAUAUUAAAAACUUAUCCCAUAUAACCCUCAACAACUUGGUCUACGUCGAUAACUGUCAAUCAGCAGAUGUCACUCGUCAAUGUUGCAUUCGAGACUCGAGUUGCUCGUGUCAUUCCAUAGAUGUCAGCGAGAGAGUUCGUUCAGUUGACUCGUUAGUUGAUUUUGUAUUUUGAGCUGUAGUCAAGCAAACAAUGGACACAACUUGAAGUUAUAUUAAAAGACUUUAGAGAAAGUUAAGAAUUAAGAAUUCUAGCUAAAGAUUAGACAAGAUCAGAUUGAAGCAAUAAUAGUCUAUUUGAUUUUUGAUCUGUAUUUUAUAAAUGAGUCAGGUGAGGUAUUUUAUAGUAAUAAGAACUAUUAUCUCUAUUUAUAUGUAUAAAAAUAUUCACAGGAAUAUAGUUAAUUUUAUUAUAAAUGCUAUAAAGCACUAUGAUCUAAUGAUUUGUAAAUAUCUAUAAGAAAUUAAACUUUUUGCUUUAAGUUUUUCAUCUAAAUAAGCGCUGAUAACUAUACGAACUCGAAAUUCCACUUAUGAAUUAAACUUUUAAGCAAAUAAGUAGCCAAAUAUAGAUGAUAUUUUCCCCUACAUAGGUAACUACAGGCAUUCAACGACUUCAUCCUAAUCACUUUCUAUAGACACAAGCAAGUGUGAAGUGUACAUAGUAGGAGAAUAUUCUACUCUACUUCGAUUUCCAUGUAAUUCCAAAUCAAGAAACACCUGUUUAGAGAAUUAUGGAGUGAAGCUCACAUAGCAAAGCUCUUAGAACUCUAAUUGAAAACAAAUAAAAAUAGUUUGUUCUAUAGAUCCAAGAGCUGUGUAGGGAAGAACAAUUGUCGAUAGAUGCGGAAAGGUCAUUAUACUAUAAUAAGCCUAUUAAGGCUUAUUAACAACAACAACAACAACAACAAGAAACAACUAACAUACAAUUAUGGGUAAUGGUGGUCCCCUGGCUGGGCGCCAGAGCAAUUGAACGGACUAAACGACACCUCAGACACCAGAGCUGGCAUGAAAAGAUAAUUAAAUUAAUACCUCUGCUAUUGUUUUUCUUUAGACUGCCGAGUGGAGUGCGAGAGGAGCACACAAAUCGUACAAAUCGAGAGAACGUGCGCUGCCGCAGUCCGCUGCCGCAGUCCGCUGUCCGCUGUCCGCUGCCCGAAGUCCGCACUCUACGCAUAUUGAGGAAAAUAUUUCCAAUGAAAAACAGCAUACGGCCAUUACGCAGCAUGAGGCCAACGCACUUGCAGCUACUGCUCAUGCUGCUGAUGCUGUGCUCUUCGGGAGAUGCACGCAGGUCGCGCAUUGGGCUGGAGGCAGCUGCAAGGGACAAUUUGGCGGAGCCAGAGAUGGUGCCCGUCGCCAUUCAGCUGGCACCAGCAUCAAUGCCUGAAAGUGACAAAACAAAGAGCACCGACAGCAGCCCAGCCGAUCCCAGCCAGAAGAAUGAUCAAUCAUUGUACGUGGCCAAUGCCAAUGCCAAUGCCAAUGCAGCAACAACACAGACCAAAUUGGCUGGCGAUGCCAGCCACGCAGAGCCCGAUGCUCACGCUGACUAUGACUCGCACUCUGACUCUGACGCACCGAAGCCCUUUUUCAGAGAGGAGCUGUGGCAAGAGGAUGAGCAGGGGGAGAACAGUUCCCUGGCUGGCCAGCCAGAUUAUCAUAAUUACACUUGGAGCGAGGAAUGUGACCCAGAUUUGUUGGGCUUCGAAAUUAUUACAGGCUAUGUUUUCUCCGCACCUGGCCGACUGCUGGACUCGCUGCCGGGCACACUGAUGCUCACCGAUUGCCUGGAAUCGUGUCAGACUAACGAAACUUGCCAAUCCGUUAACUACGAAACUGGAUUAUGCGUUCUAUUUUCAUCGAAUGCUGAUAUUCUGCCCGGUGCCCUCACUAAAUCACAGUUUCCUGUUUUCACAAUUUACGCGCAAAAAACCUGCUUGGGCGUGCGUCCAUGCUCCAGAGCCUGGUGCAUCGAUCGAGUUCAAAACUACAGACUGGAUGGACAUGCAAAACGAGUCGUAUCAGUGACAUCGCGUCGUGAUUGCCUCGAGUUGUGUCUUGGCGAAACGGAGUUCAUAUGCAGAUCUGCGAAUUAUCAUCGUGAUACAAAUAGCUGUACGCUGGCCGAAAUGGAUCGUUUUACUUUGGCCGGUUCGAACGCCUUUCAGGCACAUCCGGGCACAGAUUACUUGGAGAAUAAUUGCGCCGAGGAGCCGAACAAGUUGUGUGAGUUCAAGCGUUUGCCAGGUCGCAUACUGAAAACGGUGGACUCGGUUUAUCAGGAUAUUGGCAGCGUGGACGAGUGCCGAGAGCUGUGUCUCAAUUCGCCAUACAGAUGCCACUCCUACGACUAUGGAGACACCGGCGACAUGGUUUGCCGCCUCUCGCAUCACAGUCGCGCCACGCUCUCCGAUGUGCAGGAUCCCUACCUAGAGGUGCCAGAGGCGGCCACCUAUGAGCUGUCCUCCUGCUACAACGUGACCAUCGAGUGUGGAGCCGGCGACAUGGUCGCUCGCAUACGCACCUCGAAGCUCUUCGAUGGCAAGGUCUAUGCCAAGGGCGCGCCCAAGUCGUGUGCUGUGGACGUGACCAGUGCGCUGGACUUUGAGAUUCGCAUGGGCUACCAGAAUUUGGAGUGCAAUGUGCGUCAAAGCGGUGCGGGUCGCUACAUGAAUGACGUGGUGAUUCAGCACCACGACACGAUUGUCACCUCAUCCGACCUGGGUCUGGCCGUCACCUGCCAGUACGAUCUGACCAACAAGUCGGUGACCAACGAUUUGGAUCUGGGCGUCAAGGGCGAAGUGGAGACGGCACUCUCUGAGGAGGUCAUUGUCGACUCGCCCAAUGUUCUGAUGCGAAUCUCCGCCAGAAAUGGCUCCGAUAUGAUGCGCUCUGCCGAGGUGGGCGAUCCCCUGGCCCUGCAUUUCGAAAUAGCCGAUCAGCAGAGUCCGUACGAAAUAUUCGUACGCGAGCUGGUUGCCAUGGACGGCGCUGAUAAUGCCGAGAUAACGCUGAUCGACGCACAGGGCUGUCCAACAGAUCACCUGAUUAUGGGACCCAUUCUCAAGAGCGAACAGUCUGGCAAAAUGUUAUUUACCAAUUUCGAUGCCUUCAAAUUCCCCUCGAGCGAUGUGGUGCAGUUUCGUGCUCUCGUCACGCCCUGCAUGCCCAGCUGCGAGCCCGUGAACUGCGAACAGGAUGAUAUUACGGCGGAGUUCAGGACACAAACCUCCUAUGGACGCCGACGUAGGCGUGAGGCAUAUGAUCAGGCAGAUCAUCAGCGCAACAGUCGUGAGGUCAGACAGGUGCAAAACAAAACAAAUCAAGAGGAUUUGCUGCUCGUACAAUCGAUACAGAUAACUGAUAAAUUUGGCUUCGUCAAGAGGCAGCAAGAGCAACAGCAGCAAAAGCAGACAAAUAAGCUGAAGGACUACGAUUCGUAUGACAAUGUGCUAUUUGUAAAUGAGGGCGUGGCCGGCCUCUGUUUCGAUGGCAUCGGUUUCAUUGUGGCUGUGACUGUGUUUUUUGUGGCGCAAUUCAUUGUUAUCGCCCUUUGGUCGUAUUUGUAUAGGCGACGACAGGUCCAUCAGCCAUAUGUUAAUCAAUUUCUGAAUGGCGCCACGGACUACAGAGCCAACGGCAGCAACAAUAUCGCGUUCGGCAAAUAAUCUGAUAAGCAGGGCCCAAGCUGGGCAAGCUGUGCAAGGUGUGAGCGAAAAUGAUGUUAGUUCGUAUAUAAUUCAUUAUAUACUGGGGUUUUUACUUUUUGCCUCGAUUGCGGUAAAUGAUGGAGGAAUCGGUGCAAAAUAAUGCAAUAUUCUAGAUCUAAAUAUAUAUUAUUUAAGAGAAAUCAAAUUCUGAAAAUAUUUUAUAAAUAGAAGUGAUAUUUCGAAAUUCUUUAGCAUAAAAUUUUGCAUUAGAUAAAUCUAUAGUAGUUAUAACAAUGAUAAUAAUACAAUUAUAAUGAUUUUUUAAUUUGGAAGAAAAGAUGACUGAAUACACUUGUCUUUUUUUCCAAUAUUUUUAAUGAAUAAAAUAAAAAGCACAGCAAUGAAAAAUAAAUAA
Messenger RNA from Drosophila mojavensis, 6103 nucleotides. RefSeq lists its product as uncharacterized. The record is from RefSeq and is a predicted model, not a curated record. The coding region runs from base 2974 to 5706 and encodes 910 amino acids. The transcript is spliced from 9 exons. NCBI's taxonomy places the organism in Eukaryota, Metazoa, Arthropoda, Insecta, Diptera, Drosophilidae.